Molecule: messenger RNA, 351 nt
Organism: Linum trigynum
Lineage: Eukaryota; Viridiplantae; Streptophyta; Magnoliopsida; Malpighiales; Linaceae
Source: the annotation of a GenBank genome assembly
AUGGAGGGUGCCAACAACCCAUCAGUCCUUGUUUCUCCAAAAGAAGGGCGAGCCUUGAUGUCGUCAUGGAAGCCGCAGGAGGACGCCACUGUCGAGAGUGACGCGAAAGAAAGGGAACGACAACUGGAACAACUCUCCAAGGAGGAAUUCCGGGAGAAGAUGCUACCAGAACUAAGAAAUAUCCGCAAGAGCUUCCUCACUACCUACAAGGACGCCCAGGCUGAUCGCACAUCAGCAACGACAGCAAUCAGCAAAUCGAUGAUCCGGACCACCACCGAAGUCGAGGAGCUAACUGUAGCCCUACCGUCAUCAUGCAGGCCGCCGCUACUGCCACAGUCCAAGAAGAGAUGA